AUUCAAAGUCAUAACAACUCCGAGUGGAACACUUUCUUGCAGUUAUAUACAGUAAUACCCUUUACCUUAAGGGUUUAUUAACUCAGUAGCCCAAAGCGCAUUCAACGUCUACUUUAAUACAUUUUCUUUCAGAAACAAUUCCAACUUCAUAAUAUCUUCAGAGGGAGAUUUCAAUAGGAUUUAUCUGAAUGAUUUUCAUAUCCCAAAUGAUGUUUGUGUUUGAUACCCCUAAGUAAUAUGUAAGUUUCAUAUUAUCACAAUGACAUUUGAUUAAUUCUAUACUGAACCCGCUAUUAUGUAAUAUUUAUGUAGCCGUAUAACUUAAUUAUACAUACUUCUAUUCGAUAUCUAUUCUACCUAGUGGCGUUGAAAUUGACCUCCAUAUUAUCGGUACGUCACACAAUAAGGUGGUGUCAGUGACAUCGCAUGAAACUACUACAGGCCUGGUAUUAUAAUGAACUACUGAUCGAAUGUAUGCUCACUGUAUAUACGUCUGGAUUGGUCUAUUCAUCGCGCUGUCAAACUGACUGAUCUUUAAAACUUCCUGGUUUAAGUUUAAAACCUAACUACUGCCAAACGACUAACAAUCAUUCCGAAUAAAAACUUGACUUAUCCACAUCAUGCGUCUGUUUGCUCGAAUGAUCGUCGUUUUCCAUUUGGGGAUUGUGUCCCUUCAGUCACUAAACGAGAGAACAGUGCAGGACACGGCUUGUUUCGGCACUGGGGAUCACUCUCUCAUUGACGCAAACUGCUCCUCGACAGAAAAAAUAUUCCCAAUACAACUGAAUGCGGGCGCUAAGUUGAGCACUAGCGCCUGUCCCUUAGAAAUGGAGUCGAAUGCAACAGAUCUUUUGGUCCAGCAGUGCUGCCUCCCGGACACAGCGCAGGAUUGCGUGGCACUCGUGAACACGUAUGUACCCGACAUAGCAUCUGACUAUUUGGAAACUUGUGUCGGCAGAGAGGCGUGUUUGAGACGCCAAGCAUUUAGGAUGGACGUACUUAGUAUUCCUACGUGUAACUCUAGCGCCUUUCCUCCACAGACACAUUACCUAUACCUCGACUAUUACUGUGUUCCAGAAUCAAAGAUUGGGCGUUUCCCGACUGCUGAUUUGACCAAUGACGGAGUAGGGUCCCUCAUAUAUCUCCAAGGCAGCACGUAUCCCUUACAAAUCGUAUCCACGACUGUCACGUGUUCUUUGGAAACAGAUUGUUCCGAGAACAUAGUCAUAUACGGACUUCACGUGAACUUUGAACUUGACAAUGUGACGUGUAACCAGGCAAUGGUGAUGAACGAUACUAGUGGUACUCUGUAUACCGUUGGUUGUUCCGACAACGACGCCGUAUCAGGGCACAGACUCCGUACCCUAGCAACCAGUAACCACAACUACAUGGAAAUCUACUACAACAGCCUCACCUCCAACCAAGGAUUGUUCUGGCUGGCAUUCCACGGUUCUGGCAAUUUAACACUUAAUUGUCCUCGACGAGAUCCCAUAAAUCAAUGUCUAACAACAACAGAGAUGACGACGACAACAACAGAACCGACGACGACAACAACAGAACCGACGACGACAACAACAGAACCGAUGACGACAACAACAGAACCGACGACGACAACAACAGAACCGAUAACAACAACAACAGAACCGAUGACGACAACAACACCAGAGCCGACGACAACAACACCAGAGACGACGACAACAACAACUACUUCUUCACCGCCAUCAACCGGGGCUUCUUCUGCUGACGGAGGUUCCACAACUAUGAUUAUCAUGAUCGUCGUGGUUGUCGUCGUCCUCCUCAUCCUCGCCCUCGUUGCUGUGCUGAUCUACUUCAAAUGUUAUAAGAAAAAAGGUGAUAGUACGGGUGAUGUGGAGGAAUGUGCUGAUAAAAAGGAUAGCAAACUGAAACAGGAAGAACAUUCCUUACCAGAAAUAUCUACACCGGACGUGAAAGAGCAGCCUCAGCCUGAAAGUGAGAGAGAAACCAAAACACAGAUAGGUGAUGUCGGAGCAUUUGGCAACAAAUUACCAACUUUAUCUAUAGAUAAUGGCAAUGUCCAACCACCGGACAACAUAUUACCAACUUUAUCUAUAGAUGAUGGCAAUUUCCAACAACCGGGCAACAUAUUACCAACUUUAUCUAUAGAUAAUUGCAAUGUCCAACAACCGGACAACAUAUUACCAACUUUAUCUAUAGAUAAUGGCAAUGUCCAACAACCGGACAACAUGCAGGAGAAGAAGAAAAAGAAGAAAAAGAAAAAGAGAAAAAGGAAGUCUCGGUCAGCAGAAAACAACGAGGACUUUUUACACUGCGAUGAGGUGCAACCGGGGGCAUCGAAUAUUUUCACAACGGAAGAAAAUGUCGAAGAAAAUCUAAAAAAGAAAAGAAAGAAACAUAAAAAAUAUGAUAAUCGUAUUUCUCCGGAACACUCCUGUGGACCCGAUGUUAUACCUCCCCCAAAUCAUGUUGACAACCACGCAACUGACGGUAAUCAGUCGAACAAGAAGAAAAGGCGAAAGAAGAAAAAGAAACUGCGGGAAAGCAUGAAUGCUGAUGGUGAGGACACAGGUGCACGUGACACAGACGAAACAUUACGUACCGGUGAUUCAGUAAUAGAAUAAUUUAGUUGUUGUCUUCUCAAAAUUAAUUUCUACAGAAAGUCGGAUCACUAUGUUUUGGGGAUGUUUUCUUAUGAUGACAACAGUGUUUCAUAAAUUCAUGUUCCCUUUACUGCACUUAUAAUUCGUGUUCUUAAGUCAAGUUUGUCUUAUAUCUAUAUAAACAUACAUCAUUCUUGUGGCAUUAUUUAUGUCUGAGUUUUUUUAUUCUCGAGUGCUUGUUUUCUAUUAUUCUUUACUAUAGUUAUUUAUUUAAAUAGUUCAUCAAGUAAAUCUGCUGCAUUUAUCUCUAUAUAAAAUGUAUUCACUCAUGCAAAUAGUUUACAAUUGUAUGCUCAAAAAGUAUUUAUAUAAUAUGUACCACUGUUUCCUACCGAUUUACUGUAUAAUAAAACAUGUGUGAUGUUCGUGCCAGUGCUGAACAUGCUAAUGCAUCAGUUUGUUAAUAGACUCGCUUCUUCCAAGUUUUUUUUUUCAAAUCUUAAACUUAGAAGUCCUGGUUGCCUGGUUCGAGUC
Mizuhopecten yessoensis (Yesso scallop) is the source of this 3134-nucleotide messenger RNA. RefSeq lists its product as uncharacterized. NCBI's taxonomy places the organism in Eukaryota, Metazoa, Mollusca, Bivalvia, Pectinida, Pectinidae. Bases 621 to 2621 code for a protein of 666 amino acids. The record is from RefSeq and is a predicted model, not a curated record. The transcript has 8 exons.